This is a messenger RNA of Gossypium arboreum, 648 nucleotides long. RefSeq names its product mitochondrial import receptor subunit TOM6 homolog. The transcript is spliced from 2 exons. The record is from RefSeq and is a predicted model, not a curated record. Gene Ontology annotation, cellular component: mitochondrial outer membrane translocase complex. The coding region runs from base 143 to 307 and encodes 54 amino acids. Lineage: Eukaryota; Viridiplantae; Streptophyta; Magnoliopsida; Malvales; Malvaceae.
UUUAGAUAAUUUAAAAGAGGCACGUGCUUAUUUCUUCCUCUCCGUAGCGCUAAAAUCCCCAAUUCAUCUAGGGUUUUAGUCCCUCUCUCCAUCGAUCAAAACUCUAAUCUACAGUACACACAAGAAUCAAAUAGAAGCAACGAUGUUCCCAGGCAUGUUUAUGCGCAAACCAGACAAGGCGGCGGCCUUGAAGCAGUUGAAGGUCCACGUAGCUAUGUUUGGAGUGUGGGUAGCUGUUGUUCGUGUCACUCCUUACAUUCUGCAUUACCUCUCUGAUGAAAAAGAAGAGCUCAAGAUUGAGUUCUAGAGGCCACCUCUCAUUCUUUUCAGAUUGACAAGGAGAGAACUGGAGAAUGAAAAGAAUUUGCAAGUUCCAGGUUCCUUUUUCGCUUUAGUAUGAAGCCGAUGUGUAAUCAUUUUAGGUUGUUUAUGUACUUGCUUUGGUCAUGCUUGUUAGUCUUUUCAUUGAAAUGAAACUAGUCAUAUCUAGUUAAAUGUGCAUUUUACUGGUUAUCUGUUGGUAUUUGGAUUUUGAGAGUGAUAGCACUGGAUAUUGCAGUGAUGUUCCAGAUUUUCACAUGCUGAGAUCUAACAGCCUAAGAUUAACACUUUUCUGAAUAUAUGGCUAUCUUUUUUGUUGGAAUGAAA